Molecule: messenger RNA, 2112 nt
Organism: Xiphias gladius (swordfish)
Lineage: Eukaryota; Metazoa; Chordata; Actinopteri; Istiophoriformes; Xiphiidae
Product: MAD2L1 binding protein
Exons: 3
Coding region: 205-1446 (413 amino acids)
Biological process (GO): regulation of exit from mitosis
Cellular component (GO): nucleus
Source: RefSeq, a predicted model, not a curated record
GACGUUCAAAAUUCAGCAAGCUUUAAAAAAAUAUAUCAUGGGUCAGCUACAAACCCCUUCCCUCACGCCCGCAACAGUAAACGGAUUUCAAUGUAUUUAGUAGCACAUUAUAGUCCGAUAAACAUCAAUUUCAAAAGGGAAUCCUGUUUUUCCGAAUCUUUCCAUGUAACGUGAAAGCGGCAUUGGAGUCGAUCAACGUGUCCCAUGAUGCAGUGCGGUCAAGACCCGGCGGGGACAUUCAAAACUAUGGCAGAAGUUUCGAAUGUAUUUAAACGAACAUCAAAAUCAGAAGAUACGGAAAAUACGACCCCUGUUUACAGCGGAGACAAUGGGAUAAAUAGGCGUAGCCUGUCGUUUUCGUCAGAAAGGGAUAUUAGCACACUGGAGGAACCGAAUGUGACAUGUAAAGUCUCAACGUUACAAAGUGUUCCCGACAACCCGAAUUCAUGCCGACCUUCUGCGGAAAUCGCCGAGCAGCUCUCACCACAGGGCGUAAACACAUGUUUAAAGGCGCAAAAUGCUACUGAAUUGAAAGAUGCCUCCGUUGAAUAUCAAUCAAAUUCCAAACAGCAUAGUGUAAACAAUACUGAAGACAAGGAAAACUCCGCUACGCCUUCUACAACCAUCACUCCAGAUAAUACCCACGAAGAAGACACGUCUGGUCAGAGAACUUUGCAAGAUUCCAGUGUGACUGCCAGUAAACAACAUAGUAACACAGGGGACAGUGAUGCUGAAGUGGUGAGAAGAGCACAGGAGGAGGGCUUUGUGAACGUCGUCUUCCCUGGCACUGUAACUCAGGAAGGCUGCUGCCGCUUCGUCAGCGAGAUCCUCAAGUGCAUUCUCUAUCAGAGACAGCAGCUACCCAUGACAUAUGACCAGCUGGUGUAUUCCCAGAAGAAACAACAAGCCUCAGUGCAGGAUAAAGAAAUAGUGAGUCAGAGGCCGGUGCAGUCUGCAGACAUGGGCUGGCGGAAGUGUCAGCAAACCCUUAAGGAGCUAGAGGAGGUGCUGCAGCAGCUGGAGGUGCUAUUUUCCCUUAGCAGGGUGCCGCGUGUAAUGCUCCUAAUGGGUGGCUCCCUUGUCCUGCCCAAAGAGCUAUAUGAGAUCAACAUGGAGGAACUGGUAUUGGCUGGUGGAGAUCAAUGUCUACGGGUAUCUUCGUGCUUACGGCAACUUUUCCGCACUCUUUUUGUGGCGGACCUUUUGUCUGACACCAGACCUGUUCGUUUAAUGCCCACUACUGUCUUAGUGCUGGCUCACAGGGAUUGCGGCGUAGGUUGGUUCCGCCCUAAACUACAAUUUAAAGUGCCAACUCGUGUAAAAAACCAAAUUAUUGCUCUUUCUACUGAUCCCAGCACUUGUAAGGAACCAUGGGCGGAAGGGUCAGACUGGCAGGAUUAUGUGUGGUUCCAGGCACCCAUGACUAUCAAGGGCUUCAGAAACUGACCCAAAAAGAUGGGGGUGCAUAGUCUGAGAUGAGAGCUCUCUUUCUGUAUACUACAAUUAAAUUUUAAUAGUGGUUCAAGUGAAUUUGGAUUGAGCUGUAUAUGUUUUAAUGAAUUAUGAGUUUAAUUUUUUCUACAUGUGAUUAAAAGUAUGUCGAUUCAAAAAAUAGUGGGUUUGUUGACACAAGCAGUAUAGUCUAUUAUCCUUUUUUUUUUUUUUUUUUUUUUUUUUAAAUCAUCUUCUGAAAUAUUGAGAAAAUGUGUUCUCAGGAUGCUUUGCUGGCAUGUGACAAUAUCUGUUUGAGAACAUUGUGUAUUGUUUAUAUUUAUAAAGAAUGUUUUACAUCUUUUGCAUCAAAUACCACUAAUUUUUAAGGACAUUUAACACAGAACAACACACAAUAUUUGUGCAAUAGAUUUUCAAUAACUUGAGGUUUAAUUCAUUAUAUUGCUUUCUUUAAUACAAUCUGUGUACACGUUGGACUGCCAGUAUCAUCUGUGUAUAUGUUUACAUUUAUUAAAACCUUUAUGAUUUCAGCAGUAUUGCAAUUUGUAGGGAUAUCAAGCAAUAAGAUGUAUUGUGGUGUGGGAGGGCUCAUAGAAACAAGGAUUUGUGUACUUGUCCCAUUUGGAAAGAUUACUCACAAUCAAACACAACAGCAUUCAU